AUGAAUACACUUUUUUCAAUAAUACCAACAGAGGUAGAUACAGCCUUCAAGGUGACGGGCGGGCCCGGGUUCACCAACGACACCAAUAUGUAUAUUAUACCUGAAGCACCUGAAGUGGUAUUACAGAUAAAGCCACCACUACUGCCAUUUAUUACGGAUAAUCAUCUUGCACUUAUUUUGCCCAUCAUUGUGUAUUGGUCGAUGGGACUGUUUUUCCACGUUUUAAACGAGCGAAACAUGUUUGCACGGUACCGACUACAUACACCAGAAGAACUAGAGAAGCGUAACAAAUGUUCACUAUGGCAAGUCUUACGGGCUGUAUUUAUUCAACACUCUUUGCAAACGAUAUCGGGUAUUUUAUUGGAAAUGUUUGAACCCCAUGAGACUACAGGCCAUGAGGCGCGUGCACUUUGGGGGAUUGAGCACUGGUUUUUGUUGAAUGGGUUACUGAAUGUAAAACUAAGCAAGGACAUGUCAUGGUUUGUAUACUACGUGAUUAAACCUGGAUUUAAACUUGGAGUGGCAUUUUUUAUUAUUGAUACCUGGCAGUUUUUCUUACACCGAUACAUGCAUAUGAACAAAUUUCUUUACAAGCACCUUCAUUCAGUUCACCAUCGAUUGUUUGUGCCUUAUGCUUUUGGGGCACUUUAUAAUAGUGUACUGGAGGGCUUUUUAUUAGACACUUUGGGAACAGGAGUGGCACAUUUGGUGACAGGGCUGACUGCACGGGAGUCUGUAAUUUUAUAUGUUUUUUCAACUAUGAAAACAGUAGAUGAUCAUUGUGGGUAUGCACUACCUUGGGAUCCGUUCCAGUUACUUUUCCCCAACAAUGCCAUUUAUCAUGAUAUUCAUCACCAACACUUUGGUAUCAAAACCAACUUUUCACAACCAUUCUUUAUAUUUUGGGAUAAACUAUUUGGUACACGGUAUACUCAGAUGGAUGAGUAUGUGGCUAAGCAGCAUGAGAUUCGCGAAGCCAAGUAUAGAGAGCACUUGGAGCAGCAACGUGAGGAACGGGAAAAGAAGGAACAGUAA
Magnusiomyces paraingens is the source of this 1035-nucleotide messenger RNA. RefSeq lists its product as uncharacterized. The record is from RefSeq and is a predicted model, not a curated record. Gene Ontology annotation, molecular function: iron ion binding; oxidoreductase activity. Lineage: Eukaryota; Fungi; Ascomycota; Dipodascomycetes; Dipodascales; Dipodascaceae. Gene Ontology annotation, biological process: lipid biosynthetic process. The transcript has a single exon. Bases 1 to 1035 code for a protein of 344 amino acids.